AUGAAUUUACCGUACGGAAAAUUACUGGUGUACUUUUUAACGUUUCUGGGAUAUAUCUAUUCUGGAUAUGGGUCAGGAUUUCUCAACAAUUUGAGAGAUGCUGUGAUAACAGCAGAAACUGUUUUUGGCGAGGUAUUCAAGAAUGUGGUUAAUGUUGCGAAGAAAUUUAGAACCAUGUCCGAUGUAUUUGAUGCAGCUGUAGAGGAAGACUGUAUCUUUAAAUGUCCAAACAAUGAAGAACCGAGACCAAAUCGAAAUCAUGUUCCAACCGCAGAUGGUUGCGGUUCCCUUGGAGUGAAAAUCGAUUCUAACUACUUACCAGUGGGCGAGAUGAAGAAAUGCUGUGACGUACACGAUAUCUGUUAUGAUACAUGUAGAAACGACAAAGAAAUGUGCGACGUAGAGUUCAAAAGAUGUUUGUAUAGGUAUUGUGAUGGUUAUGACCAGUCAGUAGGUGGCACUACGGUGGUUAAAGCCUGUAAAGGAGCAGCUAAAAUGUUAUUUACCGGUACCCUAACACUUGGUUGUAGAGCAUAUUUAGAUGCGCAAACACAAGCAUGUUAUUGCUCAUCGCAAGGGAGAAAAGACAAAAAGAAUAAAAAAUUUCAACAAGAGAAGAUGGGAGGAGAAUUGUAA
This is a messenger RNA of Psylliodes chrysocephalus, 636 nucleotides long. NCBI's taxonomy places the organism in Eukaryota, Metazoa, Arthropoda, Insecta, Coleoptera, Chrysomelidae. The record is from the annotation of a GenBank genome assembly.